Messenger RNA from Lampris incognitus (smalleye Pacific opah), 2420 nucleotides. RefSeq names its product all-trans-retinol 13,14-reductase-like. The record is from RefSeq and is a predicted model, not a curated record. NCBI's taxonomy places the organism in Eukaryota, Metazoa, Chordata, Actinopteri, Lampriformes, Lampridae. The transcript has 11 exons. Gene Ontology annotation, molecular function: all-trans-retinol 13,14-reductase activity. Bases 24 to 1856 code for a protein of 610 amino acids.
GUCAGAACAGGACAGUGACAAUAAUGUGGCUCGCUAUAGGUAUAAUAUGUGCCACUCUCGUUAUAUUUCUCGUGAAAUAUGUCUUCACCAUCUCUGGACCAAAUCCUUUUGGUGUGGAUAGUCGUGAGCCAUUGAAACCAAUAGUUCAUGAUCAGAAACUGAAAAAUAAGACGCUCAAGCAAGGUUUUGUGGCCAGUAAAGUACCAGAGAAUGUAGAUGCUAUUGUCAUUGGCAGUGGAAUCGGUGGGCUUGGAUUAGCCGUCCUGCUCUCUAAGGUCGGGAAGAAAGUUCUGGUUCUGGAGCAACAUGAUCGGGCAGGGGGCUGCUGUCACACAUUCACUGAGAAGGGCUUUGAAUUCGAUGUUGGAAUCCACUACAUUGGAGACCUACUAGAUUACAAGCCCUUUCGCUGCAUGCUGGACCAGUUGACCAAUGGACAACUACAAUGGGAGCCUCUGGAGAAUCCCUUUGACCAGGUAGUGUUGGGCCCGCCUGAUAACAGGCGGGUCUACCCCAUCUACAGCGGUAGAACCCGCUUCCCCGAGGAGCUAAAGAAGUGCUUCCCUGGAGAGGAGAAGGCCAUUGAUGAAUACAUGAAGCUGGUCAAGAAAGCUGCGCGUGGUGUUUGGCUCCUGGCGAUGCUGAAGCUCUGCCCCGCCCCCUUGGCCAAGUUCCUGGUCUACUCCGGCCUGGCCAAUCGCCUCUCUUUCUUCUUCAAAAUUGCAUCCCGCAGCUUGACAGAUGUUGUCAAUGAGCUUACGUGGAAUAAAGACCUCAGGGCAGUCUUCACCUACAUCUUUGGCACAUAUGGCAACAUGCCCAAGGAUACCAGUUUCUCCAUGCACAGUUUGCUGGUUAGCCACUAUCUGAAUGGUGCCUGGUACCCUAAGGGUGGAGCCAGUGAAAUUGCCUACCACAUGAUCCCCAUCAUUGAGAAGGCUGGGGGUGCCGUUCUAGUUCGUGCCCCAGUCAACCGCAUCUUGUUCAACGAUGCCAAGGAGGCAUAUGGUGUGAGUGUGAUGAAGGGCCAAGAGGAAAUCCAUAUUCAUAGCCCUAUGGUUAUCUCUGAUGCCGGCAUUUUCAACACUUACCAGAAACUGCUACCCAAAGAGCUCCAGGCCAUGCCAGCCAUCCAGAAUCAAUUGAGGCUAAUGAAGCAUGGUGAAGGUGGCCUGAGUAUUUUUCUGGGUCUGAAUGGAACAAAGGAGGAGCUGGGCCUCAAAGCAGACAACUACUGGAUCUUUACCGAAAACAAUUUUGAUGAACUGGUGGAAAAGUAUUUAAAGGGUAAAAGGGAGGAGUCAGCUCAAAAUGUACCUCUCCUUUUUGUGGCUUCUCCAUCAGCUAAAGACCCCACAUGGGAGGAACGAUCACCAGGCUUGUCCACACUCAGUCUGGUCAGCUUUGCCAACUACAAGUGGUUUGAAGAGUGGAAGGAUGCUAAAGUGACCAAUAGAGGUCCUGACUACAAAGAGCUGAAACAGAUAUUCAUUGACUCUAUUCUGGAAGUGGUGAUGGAUGUCUUCCCCAAAAUUACCAGGGAUAAGAUUGAGUACAUUGAUGCUGGAACACCCAUCACAAACACCCACUACAUUGGAGCCCCCAAAGGUGAGAUCUACGGAGCUGACCAUGGUAUUGAACGCUUCAGUGCUGAACUCAAUGCUACUGUGAGACCGCAGACUCCACUGAAGAACCUCUACCUCACAGGCCAGGAUGUGUUUGUGUGCGGCUUUGCUGGUGCUCUUGCCGGGGCUCUGAGCUGUGGCUCAGUCAUUCUGAACCGCAACCUACAUCAAGAUGCCAUUACAUUGGCCAAGGAACUAAGAUUUUUUAAUUCCAAAAAGAAGGAGGAGUAACUACACACAGGAUACUACAACUAACUGACUAACUCUUAUAUAAUGAAGUUAAACAAUGUGGAGGCUUCAGUUUACCAAACUACUCCUGAACAAAAUUUAAAGGUACAUUACACAUAUACACAAGAGUAUGUUCUCACUGUGUUUUCUCAUCCAUAAAAUAAGACCACAGUCUCCAACUAUCUCAGACUGAGCUACCAGUACACAGCACAUUAGAGGAAAGUUGAACAUACUAUGCAAAGCCAUUUAAACAAGGGGUUGUCCAAAAUUAUUUUCAACCACUAUCUUUUUUUUUGUAACCCUAUAAUUACGCAUUGUAAGAUAUACAAUUUUAAAAGUGUCUGCACUAAAGUGUUAUUCUUUGACAGUCAGCACUUAUUUAUCAGAGCUUGCAUGAUAUUAAAUGGUGAAAUUGCAUUUGUGAGUCACUGAUAUCAUGGAAUUUGCAAACAAUUAAUCUUGUACCAUGGUGUUUUUCACUGUGCACAGUGAUGUGCAAUGUGAUUGGUUUUACAAAUUUUGUGGGGUUUUUUUCCCUAUUAUCUAACACUACAAAUACAAAUUUUG